Messenger RNA from Ruditapes philippinarum (Manila clam), 517 nucleotides. RefSeq lists its product as uncharacterized. Lineage: Eukaryota; Metazoa; Mollusca; Bivalvia; Venerida; Veneridae. The transcript is spliced from 4 exons. Bases 57 to 380 code for a protein of 107 amino acids. The record is from RefSeq and is a predicted model, not a curated record.
UGAGCGAAUGAAUAAAACACUGAAUAAACAAUUUGUUUCAGAAGUCACCAUCAAGAAUGAAGUUGGUGUUGAUCGGAGCGGUUGUGGUAUUGAGUGUGGCCAUGAUGGUCUCCGGCAAUUAUUACAAGAUGCCAAUGUCCUAUGGUUACGGUAUGGGUGGUGGUGGCAGCAGUUUUGGCGGUAUCGGUGGAUUCGGAGGCUCGGGCGGAUCAGGAUCAGGAUCUUUUGGCGGUCUUUUUGAAAUGAUAAUCUUUUUAUUCAUAUUCAUCUUCUUUAUACAAAUCCUGUUUGGUUCAGGAGGACUUGGGGGUAUUGGGGGCGGCGGCAUAGGCGGUGGUGGUGGAGGGAGAUAUAAAGGCGGCGGCGGCGGCGCUUAUUAAAUGAACUAUGCGUAAAGCAGUAAAUACCAUGGUUUAGGAUAUACGAAGAAAAUUCGACUAUCGAGACUGCCACAACAAAGAGAUGACGAGUAGUUGUUUUAAUGUUGUUCUUUCUAUUUAUUAAAUCUGUUGCAUCU